Molecule: messenger RNA, 1185 nt
Organism: Leptidea sinapis
Lineage: Eukaryota; Metazoa; Arthropoda; Insecta; Lepidoptera; Pieridae
Gene: cbt
Product: Krueppel-like factor 11
Exons: 2
Coding region: 136-1086 (316 amino acids)
Biological process (GO): regulation of transcription by RNA polymerase II
Molecular function (GO): RNA polymerase II cis-regulatory region sequence-specific DNA binding; DNA-binding transcription factor activity, RNA polymerase II-specific
Source: RefSeq, a predicted model, not a curated record
GAGCUAUCGCGACGCGGUUUAUUCGUCUGCCGCUCGUCGACGAAAGCGAUCGCUACCUCUGAAAGGAAACGCGUCCCGCCAACGCAACUUUGUGAAUUAAAAAGAAAGUUUUCAACGUUGAAUGUAUAUACCGUAAUGAUGACAACUAUGUUAGAAGUUAGCGGUCCACCCUCACCGCCGUCAACGCCGCCGUUGAUGGAUGAUAAAAUCGAUCUUCCGCUGAAGAAGUUGGCGCUGAAGCGGGCCCGGGAGUCUCCACCGGCCGGCCUGGUCACCCCUCAGCCGUCGGACUCGGAGGGCGAGGACGAGUUCGCCAAGCGAUCCCGAUGUGAACUGGCCAGGCUGCUCCUCACCACUCCGCCACCGGAGCCCGGCGUCAGGCCCUCGGUCAUCAUGAGGGCUCACAAAGACGGCACCUGCAGUCCCGAGCCUCUCCAGCCGCCCCCACAGACCAUGAAUAUACUAAAAACGCUCAAAUUUAAAAUGAACCGUGGUCACAGUUAUUCCCAAACCAAAUACAUCGCCAGUCAGGCCCAGGCCCCCCCGCCCCCCAGUAGCGAGGUGCACGAGGCCCGCGCGCCGUGUCCGCGCGUGCCGCCGCUGGCGACGUCUCCGGCGGCGGCGCCCGGCCUGGCGACGUCGCCAGGCUGGGUGCCGCUGGCCCCGCGGCCGGCGGCGGCCGUGUUGGUGCCGGGCUCGCUGCUGCCGGCGGCGUCGCUGUGGCUGGUGUCGCCGGCGCCCGCGGCCCGGCGCCGCCUCUACGAGUGCUCGCACCCCGGCUGCGGCAAGAACUACUUCAAGUCGUCGCACCUGAAGGCUCACGCGCGCACGCACACCGGCGAGCGACCGUUCCGCUGCGCGUGGCCCGGCUGCGAGCGACGGUUCUCCCGCUCCGACGAACUGUCCCGCCACAAGCGAACCCACACCGGAGAGAAGAAGUUCGUCUGUCGCGUGUGCAACCGCCGCUUCAUGCGCUCCGACCACCUCGCCAAACACGUGAAGCGGCACGCCAAGGAGAGGACGGCCCAGCCGCCGGUCCUCAGGAUCCUGCCGACGCCCCGAGCCCUCCCGGUGCAGGCGCAAUAACCGAACUGUGAUUUGAUCUCAUGAUCCUAGAUGUACAACGCUAAAGACUGUCCUACUACUUAAGCUUUACGUAAGAAUAUAAAGAGAUUGUUUUAUAAA